AUGAUCGUGAUACAAUCCGCAAUUAAUCUGCAAUUGCCCAAUUACGGCACCAUCCUUACACCAGGUGCUCCACUUCUGAAAAGAUACGGAGCUGAUGGCAUUAAGGAUGAUGCCCAAUCGAGUGACAAAGCUAUUCCUUGUGAUGUGAUUUCAAUUGAGAAUCUCAAUCAAAAUUCAUCUACAGAUUCAUUGCUUUCUCUAGCGCAAUUAUUCAAUAAAGCGGAUGAUGCUGAAUAUGGCGCAAUUCGUGCUAAUCAGGAAGAGAUUUUGCGCUGGUAUUAUUAUGGAAAAGAAUUUUUAACCCAGAUUAAUCAACGAUCUGAAAAGACAGGAUUGCGUCUCCCAGAAAUCUCCCGUAAAAACUUACAAAGGAAAACUCAGAAAGCUGUGAAGAUAUAUAAAUUAUUUGAAAAGGUAGGCGUGGAUAAUAUUAAGUAUAUUACGACAUAUAGUGCAAACUCUAUUUCUGAGUUGACUAAUGAUAAAGUUCAAGAUAUUAUAGAUAAUUUCUCCAAGCAUAAUGAUAACGAUAACAGUGAUGUGGAAGAAGUAUCAAAAUCAACUGAGGUUAAUACAUCGGCAAAUGUAUUAUCUGCACCUCAAUCUCAUCCACCAAUUCCUAGGACUAAGCCAACUUAUGACCAACCCUAUUUUCGCAACAAGGUAUUGGGUCAAUAUCCUAAUCUAUAUAGAGAAUGUAGUUGUGAAAAUUUCGAUUAUUAUGGGAUUACUGAUGAGACAUCAUGCGGGGACUACAUCUGCCCAUUAUGCAAAUUAGGUCAUGAUGAUGAAGAAAUAGAAGUUGGAUUACCAAGUAUUUUGACAGAUAAGAUUCAUUCCAAAUUAUACAAAAGAUAUAAAAAACAAACUGGAAAUGAGCCAUGGCAACUAACAGAAGUACAUGAAUCGGAAGUUAUAAAUUCGAAGCCAGAAAAAGGGUCUAUAACUUUUGAAGUCAGACCCGAUCCAGAAUUAAUUAUUAAAUCUGUCUUAGAGCACUUCCCAUACUUGAAAUUCCGAAAUAGUUUUAGAGGUAUUGAUAAUUAUAAUUUUGCAUUACCUCAGCCGUGGAACUCGCCAUGCCCUAUUUGUGAUGGAAAACAUGGGAAUUAUGGAUUACAUGGCGCAUGGUAUGGAACAGAAUAUUGUCUUACUUGCUUCACUUCAAGCAAUAAAUUCAAAUUCGCAAUUGUAGCCACAUGA
Rhizophagus irregularis DAOM 181602=DAOM 197198 is the source of this 1203-nucleotide messenger RNA. RefSeq lists its product as uncharacterized. Lineage: Eukaryota; Fungi; Glomeromycota; Glomeromycetes; Glomerales; Glomeraceae. The record is from RefSeq and is a predicted model, not a curated record.